GAUAUGGUGAAUGCAGGGUCCGGGGAGACCAAUAUAUAGUGAAUGCGGAGUCCGGGUGAGACCGGAUAUAGUGAAUGCGGGGUCUGGGGAGAGCGCGAUAUAGUGAAUGCAGGGUCUGGGGAGAGCGGAUACAGUGAAUGCGGGGUCCCGGGACCAGAUAUAGUGAAUGCAGGGUCCCGGGAGACCGGAUAUAGUGAAUGCGGGGUCUGGGGAGAGCGGAUAUAGUGAAUGCAGGGUCUGGGGAGAGCGGAUACAGUGAAUGCGGGGUCCGGGGUGA
Molecule: messenger RNA, 277 nt
Organism: Staurois parvus
Lineage: Eukaryota; Metazoa; Chordata; Amphibia; Anura; Ranidae
Source: the annotation of a GenBank genome assembly